CUUACAGAUUUUGGUGCCAACGGUACGAAGAAAAGCUGUCUGAAAUCAUUGCGUCUCUGCUGACAUCAAAAUAUCCGGGUUCAUCUCCUAACAAACGAAAACGUCCUUCUAAGGGGAAUCCCAUUGCCAGUACAACUCCCUCUGCUGAUCAAAUUUUAAACCAUCUAGAGCAUUAUAGAAGAAGUUGUAGACAUGGAACCGGUACAGGGCUUUAUGUUCAUGAUAUGAUGCAGCGCGCAUUGCAAACAGCUUACUCUCAUAGUAACGAAAGCACGAAGAAGCAGUUCAGCGAUCUUUUUGCACUGGCCGCAGAAGACGAUACUACAGCUGUUGGCCGACGCGGAGGAAGUGGCCGUGGGCGUAAGCAACCAGUCAGUAAAAAGGAAACCCUUAUUCAUAACUCAUCAAACAAAAAAAACUCGGAAAUUUCCAAAACUAUAUUCUCCUCAGAUGAAAAUUCUAGUGAGGAAGAUUGGUCAAAAAUUAAGACACAAGCGGCUAAAAAAAGGAAAAAGGCUAAUAAUGAUUCUGACUGACAUUUUAAGUUUUAUCAAUGGUUACUUGUUGGUUCGCAGAAAAACGUUUGAAAUUGAGUCAUUGGGUUUUUUAAUAAGAAAUUUAAUUAGUUUAAUACAAGUUUUAACUUAAAAAACUAAAAAUGU
Molecule: messenger RNA, 662 nt
Organism: Drosophila ficusphila
Lineage: Eukaryota; Metazoa; Arthropoda; Insecta; Diptera; Drosophilidae
Product: integrator complex subunit 3 homolog
Exons: 4
Coding region: 225-536 (103 amino acids)
Source: RefSeq, a predicted model, not a curated record